Molecule: messenger RNA, 2082 nt
Organism: Oryzias latipes (Japanese medaka)
Lineage: Eukaryota; Metazoa; Chordata; Actinopteri; Beloniformes; Adrianichthyidae
Gene: rhbdl2
Product: rhomboid, veinlet-like 2 (Drosophila)
Cellular component (GO): membrane
Molecular function (GO): serine-type endopeptidase activity
Source: RefSeq, a predicted model, not a curated record
UCUAUUGACAUUUGGAAAAAUGGAAACGAACAAUACCAAAUUGUCCUUUUUGUUGCAACAUUUUAAGUAUUCUGCCUUUUCUUCAGGACCAGCCGCUGACAUUUUUUAUGAGCAUCUGCUGCCACCUUGUGGUGCCUCCAUGUAACUGCAGCAUCAAGUUUGUCUCUAACGCACUUUGAUCUGCUGGACACGGUCUCAACGUGUGUUUGUCAUAAAAACACGACUUUUUUCUUUACUCAUAUUUGUAGAUGUAUGUUAUGUAGUAGGAAGGGCUUAUAGAGUUCCACUACCACCUGUGGAGGUAGAACCCUGCAUGUGACGUCACGACCUACAGGUGUGGUUAUUUGCAUCAGGUAGACAGUGCGCUGCUGCGUUUGUGAACGACCUCAAGAGCUGGAGACCCCUCGCGCUUCACAAACAGGAAGUCGAUGUUGUCGGUGGUUUGUUUGCUCCAAGGAAGGAAGGAAGGCGGUGUUUAUCUGGAAAGAAUAAUCAAAGCGCUGAACACAACGAGGCUUACUGUCACGGGUUAAAGCAGGCUCAUCCUCUGAAAACACAGACAGUUUAGUAAAUAAUGUGUCUUGUAUUUUAUAGUCUUUUAUUGCACUGUAGUCGCGCGUCAACGAGUUUUUAUCCGUGAGAGAAAAACAUCUGUUUGCGCUCUGGAUUCUUCCUGUCGGUGAAAAUUCGGAUCCAGUUUUGCAGUGCAGUAAAUACUGGACUUUUAACGCAGCGAUGGAUAUCAUCAGCAUAGAGCAGCGGAACCCCCUCAAUGCAGAACGGAACGACGAGCCAGGCAGUAGAGCCAGGGACACCCAGACAAAGACGGGAUGUUGGGAAAAGCUUCACCAGUCGGUUCCUCAGUACAUGCUUCCAAAAGAAUUGCACAGCGUUUAUCUGGAGAAGGCCAACUGCUUCCCACCCCCCAUCUUCAUCAUCCUCAUCAGCAUUGCUGAGCUGGCAGUGUUCAUCUACUACGCUGUUUGGAAACCUCAGAAGCAGUGGGUGACCCUGGAUGAAGGGAUCUGGAACAGCCCUCUGACAUACCGACCUGAUCACAGACAGGAAGCGUGGCGUUUUGUCUCCUACAUGUUUGUCCACGCUGGUGUGGAGCACAUUGUGGGGAACUUGUUGAUGCAGCUGUUGGUGGGCAUUCCAUUGGAAAUGGUGCACAAAGGCUUCGAGGUGGGAAUGGUUUACAUGGCUGGCGUUAUUGCAGGCUCUUUGGCGAGUUCCAUCUUUGAUCCUUUCAGUGGCCUGGUGGGGGCUUCUGGGGGUGUUUAUGCCCUGUUAGGAGGCUAUUUCAUGAACGCAAUAGUGAAUUUUAGAGAGAUGAAUCCUAUUUUUCGAGUUUUUCGAAUCGUCAUCAUAGUCUUCAUAGUGGGCGGAGACUUUGGGUUUGCUCUCUACAGAAGAUUUGUUGCACACGACAAUUUGCAGGUGUCAUUUGUGGCUCACUUGGGAGGAAUUGCGGCCGGUAUGACCAUUGGCUUCGUCUUCUUCAGUGCUUACAAUCAGAAGUUGCUGAAGGACUUCCGUUUCUGGGUCUGCAUUGCGGGCUACAUAGUCUUCCUCUUCUUUGCUGUCGUCUACAACAUUUUCAUCUCCCCAGCGCCGUAGGAACUGCUGCCUAGAACUUUCUGCCACUCAGGAAACUAAACUGUGUUUUCAGGGUAUUGUUAUUUUUUUUAAAUCAGGGACUUUGUAAAUGUAGAAUUGACAUAAUCUGGUUGCCUACAGGCGUUUUUGUGCAGCACUGGAGUCUAACCAGACAAUUUCUGAGAAUCCACUCUUGUUCUUUUAACUCAGGAAGGAUUUUGUUGUUCUUUUUAACACUUUUAACUGUUUUUUUAAAAAUAUUUUAUACAUUUUUAUACACAUAUACAUGCUUUGUUCACACUAAUCAUAUCAUCUGUGUUAGUACUGUGGAUAGGAGGUAGAGCCUUUGCCUCCUCACUGUAGAGACAGUUGUCCAAAGUGUCCUUGACCAACACUGAACACUUAGCUGUCGGACUCGCCUAAUGCCUCUAUGACUAUCAUGCAGUAUUGAUAACGUGUCCUAAAUGCUAAAUGUUUUCAAAU